UCAUAUCGGUCAUGUUUGAGUUGUGCCACAAGUCAGGGGAAAAGUGAAGAAAAAAGAGCACCCUAACCGCUGCUAUAUUUUUGAAAAAUCUGAAUCUAAUCUCCUACUAAUACUAUAUUGUGCUUUCGCCAUUAGAGAAACUAUCAAGCAAGAAUAAGCUUAUUAUACUCCACCCCUCCUAUAAAACCCUUAAAAACCCUACUCUCCUCCCUUAAACCAAAAUGUUCUCUCCCGGAACAAAGAGAUCAAAUUUGAAUGCUCGCAAGAGUGGCCGGGAAAAACCUACUACUGGCUCACCGGUGACGCCCUUCAUCGAGAAUAGAAGGCCGCUUGAUGAUAAUUCUCCUAUACCUAAUCGCCCUAGUACUGGUACUCCUGCUCCCUGGGCUUCCCGUCUUUCUGUUCUCGCCAGAAUCCCGCCUGCAAAGAAGAGUGAUAAAGGAGAAGAGACUGAUCCAAUACAACCUGUCUAUGUUGGAGAGUUCCCCCAAGUCCUACGUGAUGAACAGGCCAUUUUGCUUCAGAAACAUGCUCCUGGUAAUGCGUUCAUCUCUGGGGGAAUGGAUAAGGAAACUUCCCUGGCGUGGGUUAUAUGUGGCAACAAACUCUUUGUCUGGAGUUACUUAUCACCAGCAGCUUCUAGGAACUGCAUUGUUCUUGAUCUUCCUUCGACAAUGUCUGAAUAUGAAGAUACUGGAAAAUCUUCUAAUGAUUGGUUAGUUUGUCUCAUCAAUUGGGAUAGGAAUACCAAUAAAGUUUCUCCACAGUGCAGUUCUGCUGGUAUUGUGGCCUGUAAUCGGAAAACUCGAAAUCUCAUAUACUGGCCAGAUAUCUACUCUGCAACUCGGAAUGAACCAGUAGUAAGUUUCCCUGAGGAUUCUGAGGUGAGUUGUUCUUCUUCUGAUGUGAAGGGCACCCCAACCAAGUUGCGGCCGCAGAAUAAACCUGGGAGCAGUGUUACUCGUUCAAAUUCUCUCAACUGUUUGAUUGCUUGUGCCGUCCUUGAGACUCAUCACAGUCAUGCCUCCAUUGCUCUUGUUUGUAGUUCUAAUGGCGAACUUUGGCAAUUUGUCUGUAGCCCCAGUGGUAUUCAGCGCAGAAAGAUGUAUGAGGACAUGUUAAGUAAGAACUCUCAAGGAAGUGAUGGUGGGCACUUCUUUGGAGGCAGGGGUUACCCUAGGUCACUGGUUUGGCAGUCUCGUUCCCUUUCUUUGGAAAAGUCCAACAGACAGUUUCUUUUAUUGACAGAUCAUGAAAUACAAUGUUUUGCUAUUGAACUUUCUCCCUCUUUCAAUGUUUCUAAGAUCUGGACUCAUGAAAUUGUUGGCACUGAUGGUGAUAUGGGUAUCCAGAAGGAUUUGGCUGGGCAGAAGCGAAUUUGGCCUCUGGAUUUACAGAUUGAUAAUGAAGGCAAAGUUAUUACUAUUCUCAUCGCAAUUUUUUGCAAGGAUCGGAUCACCAGUUCAAGCUACACUGAGUAUUCACUUCUAACCAUGCAAUAUAAAUCUGGGGUGAAUGUCUCCUCAAAAUGUGUGCAGCCACAUGAAAGGAUUUUAGAGAAAAAGGCUCCUAUCCAAGUGAUAAUUCCUAAAGCUAGACUUGAGGAUGAAGAGUUUUUAUUCUCUAUGAGAUUGAAGGUUGGGGGUAAGCCAGCCGGUUCAGUGAUCAUACUUUCUGGUGAUGGCACUGCAACUGUCUCACAUUACUGGAGAAAUUCUACCCGGCUUUAUCAAUUUGAUCUACCAUAUGAUGCUGGAAGGGUUCUUGAUGCAUCAGUUUUCCCUUCAGAUGAUGGCGAGGAUGGCGCUUGGGCUGUACUAACUGAAAAAGCUGGAGUUUGGGCUAUACCUGAGAGGGCAGUUUUACUUGGUGGAGUUGAACCACCAGAGAGAAGUUUGUCACGUAAAGGAAGCUCUAACGAGAGGUCAUCUCUGGAAGAGAGGAAAAAUCUAUCUUUUGCAGGUAAUAUUGCUCCAAGAAGGGCGACAUCAGAAGCAUGGGAUGCUGGAGAUAAGCAAAGGCCUGGUCUAACUGGAAUUGCACGUCGAAAUGCUCAAGAUGAAGAAUCUGAAGCUUUACUAAAUCAGCUUUUCCAUGAUUUUCUUUUAUCUGGGCAUGCGGAUGGUGUUUUCGAUAAACUGAAGACGUCAGGGGCAUUUGAAAGAGAGGGCGAAACAAAUGUUUUUGCAAGGACAAGCAAAUCAAUCGUGGAUACCCUUGCAAAACAUUGGACAACCACUAGAGGUGCUGAGAUUGUGACUUCAUCUGUCGUGUCCUCACAACUUUUGGAGAAGCAGGAGAAGCAUAAAAGGUUCCUUCAAUUCCUGGCUUUAACAAAGUGCCAUGAAGAACUAUGUUCUAGACAGAGGUAUGCUUUGCAUAUUAUCAUGGAACAUGGUGAAAAGCUUGCUGGCAUGAUCCAAUUGAGGGAGUUGCAGAACGUGCUCAAUCAGAACCGUUCCUCAGGAGCUGGCUCUUAUUCAACUACUGAGAUAUCAGCUUCUGGUUCCCUGUGGGAUGUCAUCCAAUUGGUAGGCGAAAGAGCUCGCCGAAGAACAGUCCUUUUGAUGGAUAGGGAUAAUGCUGAAGUUUUCUACAGUAAGGUCUCAGAUCUUGAUGAGUUUUUUUAUUGCUUAGAGAGAGACCUCGAUUACAUUAUCAGUGAAAAGAUGACUGUGUCUGUUCUAUUCCAAAGAGCAUGUGAACUAUCCGGUGCCUGUGUGACUUUGCUUCGCACAGCCAUGACUUGCAGAAAUGAAAAUCACCUUUGGUAUCCUCCGUCAGAGGGCUUGACACCAUGGACUUGUCAAGAAAAGGUGCGGAAUGGGCUCUGGAGCCUUGCAUAUUUUAUGCUUCAACUGGUGAAGGGAAAUAAUUCCCUGGAUGAUACCAUAAAAUUAGAUUUUCAUUCACACCUUGAAGUGCUAUCUGAUGUACUAUUGGAAGCAUAUUCUGGCGCCAUCUGUGCGAAAGUUGAGCGUGGAGAAGGACACAAAAGUCUGUUAGAUGAGUACUGUAAUAGAAGAGAUGCACUGUUGGAGUGUCUUUACCAGCAAGUGAAAGAUUUAUUUGAAGGCAAACUGCAGGAUUUGGGUGAAGCAGCUGAGGAGCAAAAGUUAGAGAUUUUUGGAAAGCUUUCCUCAGGCUUGUUGUCUAUUGCAAAAAGACACGAAGGUUACAAAACUCUAUGGAGUAUAUGCUGUGAUCUCAAUAAUACUGAACUACUUAAAAAUCUUAUGCAUGACAGCAUGGGACCUAAACGAGGCUUUAGUUACUUUGUGUUUCAACAACUGUAUGACAACAAACAGUUCUCUAAGCUUAUGAGACUUGGGGAAGAGUUUCAGGAAGAGCUAGCAAUAUUUUUGAAACAGCAUCAGGAUCUCCUUUGGCUUCAUGAAAUAUUCCUUCAUCAAUUUUCUGAAGCUUCUGAAACUCUACAUGUUUUGUCUCUUUCACGAAAUGAUAGCUCCGCUAUGGAUACUGAAACCGACUCAUUUGGCAUCACCAGAGAAACAAGUUUAGUGGAAAGAAGGCGGUUUCUGAAUCUCUCGAAAGUAGCUGCAUUGGCAGGAAGAAGUGCUAAUUUUGAAACAAAGGUGAAGCGCAUCGAGGCUGAUUUAAAGAUUCUGAACUUGCAGGAAGAAAUAAUGAAACUCCUUCCGGACGAUGAAAGGCAAAAUAUUAGCCAGCGUCUUCUUCCUCCGGUGGACCUUAUUGAAUUGUGCCUUAAAACUCAGGAUAGGGAGCUUUCAUUGAGAGUUUUUGACAUUUUUGCUUGGACCAGCUCCUCUUUUAUCAAGUCUAAUGCAAGCCUCUUGGAGGACUGCUGGAGAAAUGCCUCCAAUCAGGACGACUGGGAGAGGCUGUAUCAAGCAUCAGUUGAUGAGGGGUGGGGUGAUGAGGAGACUUUGAGCAUUCUAAAAGACACCAUUCUUUUCCAGGCUUCCAGCAGGUGCUAUGGCCUCAAAGCUGAAACUUUUGAGGGCAAUUUCCAGGAAGUGCUGCCACUGAGGCUAGAAAAUUCCGAGCAAGUGACUUUAAAGAACAUGGGAUCCUCCGUGGAAACAAUUUUGAUGCAGCACAAGGAUUAUCCUGAUGCCGGCAAGUUAAUGCUCACAACAGUUAUGCUAGGAAGUGUUCAUUCCGAUGCUAUUAGUAUUGUGGAAGAGGGGGAACCUACCCCAAUGGAGUAAUUGUCCUAGUAUUCUGAAUGAUUGGGGGACAUUUGAACUAACCCUACAGAUUUAAGAGCUGGUUGCGCAGCUUGAUCUGCAGUUUUAAGAGCUCUAAGUCACCAAGCAGGGGAGAUUUCACCGUGUUUUGCUUUCAUUCAGGUAUACCGCGUGUUAUCACAAAUCCAGGGUAUUUUGGCUUGAUGACCACAAGUCACAACUAUUAGUCAGGCACAUGAGUUUCAGAGGGGUAUUCUGAUUCUUUCAAAAGAAAACAGUGCAUUUCGUGUAGAUUGUGUCUUGUUUGUACAUUGUUACAGCAAAGGAAUGAAUUUCUUGAAAUAGAAAAAGGGUUAUUCACACUUGA
This is a messenger RNA of Solanum dulcamara, 4539 nucleotides long. RefSeq names its product nuclear pore complex protein NUP133. Gene Ontology annotation, biological process: poly(A)+ mRNA export from nucleus; protein import into nucleus; transcription-dependent tethering of RNA polymerase II gene DNA at nuclear periphery. The transcript is spliced from 8 exons. Bases 222 to 4193 code for a protein of 1323 amino acids. Gene Ontology annotation, molecular function: protein binding; structural constituent of nuclear pore. The record is from RefSeq and is a predicted model, not a curated record. Lineage: Eukaryota; Viridiplantae; Streptophyta; Magnoliopsida; Solanales; Solanaceae. Gene Ontology annotation, cellular component: nuclear pore outer ring.